AUGAGUGGGACUGUUUCACAGAGCAGAACUUGGGGAGGCAUUUGUUAUCGUUUUGUGAAGAACUACAUAUAUGAGAGUUUGAAUGAAGAAGAAAAGGAAAACUGGAAGGAUUUGGAACGGCGGGUAUGUGUGAAGCAUGCAUCUGCGCAGCCCGAGUUCGAUCGUUUCGUCAACAUUCUUGAAGAUAACAGAGAAGAGUUGCAAGGGAUGCAAAAGUCUACGCUGCUUCAAUUCAUGUGUGCAGCUGAGCGUACAGGUAAGCCAGAAUAUGUAUUUGGCAGAAAUUUUUGGCGACGGAGCUAUGAAAAGCUUGAUGAAGAUAUGAAGGCGACGUUGCAGGAAUGGGAAACAUUGUUGUGUGUUCCAGCAGUUGAUUCGGUAGACAAGUUCAUGCAGAUCCUGGAUCGAAGAAAAGUAGAAUUGCAAUCCUGUGGCGCAGCAAGUGUUAAGUCUUUGUUUAAUGUGCACGCCAAGAAGCAAGAUGCCGAACUUCGUUGCUGUUAUGAUUUCAUGCAACGCACGUUUCCGAGUCUGACAGAGGACAAGAAAGAGAUGGUGAGAAAUGCCCUAGGACAGCUGUUGCCAGCAGCAGCCACUGUGCCGCUGAAGAAAUCGCAUGAAGCAAAGUUGCAUAGCCGGGAGACAGUCUUGGGAGAUGACUUGCCACGGCCCAGGUUGCCGAAGAGUUUGCGACAACUAUACGGAAAUUCCGCAGAUGCCGAAAGCCGCACCAUGGCUUUUUUCCAUCGUGUCAAUGAAGUCGACACUCACUGCCAUGGCGCGCGUGCCAGUGCGGGCCGUGUGAUCAAGGCAUGA
Molecule: messenger RNA, 816 nt
Organism: Cladocopium goreaui
Lineage: Eukaryota; Dinophyceae; Suessiales; Symbiodiniaceae
Source: the annotation of a GenBank genome assembly